AAAAAAGUACUAUAUUUAUAUUAUUCGUUAAAAUAUAACAAUUUUCAAAUUUUGGCAUAAAUUAAAAAUUACCCAAAUAGCAAAAUUUUCCCCGACGGCAUCGAUUCGCCCAAAUCAAAACCCUAAUUUCCAGUGCUCAGCCAGCCCCAAUGGAAUCAAAGUCUUCAGUUGAUUUUGAUGAGCUCAAACUUCAUGAAGUUAUUUCUAAAGGUCCAUUAGAUUUUCAUGAAUGGACAUCACUUAUUUCGGAGAUUGACAAAAAGUAUCCUGAUGACAUUAAAAAAAUAUGUUUAGUGUAUGACUCCUUCUUGUCCGAGUUCCCCUUGUGCUAUGGAUACUGGAGGAAGUAUGCUGAUCAUAAGACACGAUUAUGCACUGUUGACAAGGUUGUUGAAAUUUUUGAACGAGCUGUCCAGUCAGCAACAUACUCUGUUGGUGUGUGGGUUGAUUAUUGUACAUUCAGCAUGUCAGUUUUUGAGGAUUCAUCUGAUAUCCGUAGAUUGUUUCAGAGAGGUAUCUCUUUUGUUGGAAAAGAUUACAUGUGCCAGACUUUGUGGGACAAAUACAUUGAAUUUGAGCUUUCUCAACAGCAGUGGAGUUCCCUAACACACAUUUACAUCAAAGCUCUACGAUUCCCAACCAAAAAGUUGCGUCAUUAUUAUAAUCGCUUUAAGAAGUUGGUUGCUUUUUGGGAAGAGGAGAUAAAGUGCAAGAGCAUUUCUGCUACUGAAAAAUUACAGAAAGAACCUGUGCUUGAAAGCAAAGAGCCAAUAUGUUUUAAGGAUGAUGAGAUUUCUUGUAUCAUCAAAGACCUGCUAGAUCCAUCCACUGGCUUUGCUAGAUCUAAAGCACUGCAGAAAUAUCUGUCUGUGGGAGAAUGGUUCUAUAAAGAAGCACACAAAUUAGAUGAUCAAAUUCGUCAUUUUGAAGCUAAUAUUCAUAGGUCUUAUUUCCAUGUCAAGCCACUAGAUUCGAGUCAAUUGGAGAAUUGGCAUAACUAUCUGGACUUUGUUGAGAUGCAUGGGGAUUUUGACUGGGCUGUUAAACUUUAUGAGAGAUGCUUGAUUCCAUGUGCUAAUUACCCGGAAUUUUGGAUGCGUUAUGUGGAGUUUAUGGAAUCUAAGGGAGGAAGAGAAAUAGCCAAUAAUGCUUUGGACCGAUCGACACUAAUUUUUCUGAAGAGAGUUCCAGUGGUCCAUCUUUUCAAAUCCAGGUUUAAGGAGCAAAUAGGAGAUGUGUGUGGGGCCCAGGCUGCUUUUCUUCAAUGCGAGGCAGAAUCUGGUCCCAACUUUGUGGAAAAUGUUAAAAUGAAAGCUAACAUGGAAAAACGUAUGGGAAAUCUUGAAGCAGCUUCCAAUGUGUACAAAGAAGCACUAGAAAUGGCUGCCAUGAAGAAAAUGACGCAUACUCUUUCCAUUUUAUAUGUGCAUUUUUCUCGGCUUAAAUAUAUGAGUUCUGGUAGUGCAGAUGCUGCCAUAAAUGUCUUGGUAGAUGGCAUCAAACAUGUGCCUCACUGCAAAUUACUAUUAGAGGAGUUGGUAAAUUUCACAAUGAUGCAUGAAGGCCCAAGGCACAUAAAUGUGGUAGACUGUGUUAUAGCUAAUGCAAUAUCUCCAGGGCCAGGAAUAUCUCAGGGAUUAAAUGGGAAAGAUGCGGAGGAUAUUUCAAACUUAUAUAUAGAGUUUGUUGACCUCUGUGGAACCAUCCAUGACUUGAGGAAGGCAUGGAACCGGCACAUACGAUUAUUUCCAAACUCUCUAAGGACACUCUCUAAGCCUCAUCAGCAAUAUGGAGAUUUGAGUUCUAACCUCUUGAUCCAACUCACUUUACGAGACAAGAAAAUGUCACCUUUAGAAAAGUAUGAUACCCAGUCUGAUCAGGCUCCAACUAACAUAUCAGAACAGAAACUUCCAUCUUUUGAAAAUAAUGAUAAUCAAAUUGAGCGGGUUUCUGUAGACCAGACCCAAUCAAGAGAAGAUGGCAACAGUGUACAGGCAUAUCCAAAAGUUUCUGAGCAGCCCCAAGACAAUACUCUUGAACCGGGUGUGCCUUCUGUAGACAAUAUUCUCGAACCAGGUGUGGCUUCUGUAGACAGUACUCUUGAACCAGGUGUGCCUUCUGUAGACCAGACUCCCGAACCAAGUGUGCCAUCUGUAGAUUUAGUACAAGAACACGUAUCUCCAGAAGUUCCUGAGCAGCUCAGAAGAGAUACUCCUGAUCCAAAUGUGUCAUCUUUAAAUUUGAUACAAGUAAAACAGGUGGCUCCAGAAGGUUCCAAGCAGCCUAGAGAAGAUAUUUCUGAACCAAUGGUGUCAUCUGUUGACAGACUUGGUGAUAUUGCUAAUGAAGCUGAAUCUCUACAAUCUUCAAAAGAAUGCUUGAAAGAACCCGAUGUUCAGCAACAGUAUGACCAUGAGUCUGAACAAGACCUGAAGCCACCUUUGUUGGAGAAUCUCUCCUUGGACACCCAGAAUGAUAGAUCUCCUAAAUCGGUUCCCGCUACAUCUCACACGUGUGAAUCUUCUGAAGAUACCCAAAUGUUGAAUAGAAGCAUGCUACAGAGCAGUUGUAGUGCUAGUCCCAAUGCUUCAUUGUGCAGCCCAUUAGGUACUCAAGCUUCUUCCAGAACUAAAAUUGAAGUGGUUAAUCCCUCAGCUUCAGCAAGCCAUCAAAAUCCUAUUCCAACACAGACAAUUAGGCAGCCACAGUUUACUGCAAAUAGUGGUGGAAAUUGGCGGCAAAGAAAUAAUUCUGAUAGAGUUCGCAGAAAUUUUAAAUUUGGGUCUCGAGGGCAUUCACAACGAAAAAUGCAUCAACAUCGGCAGGAGCCUCCACAAAAGUACCCAAGGGCUGAAAUGGAUGCUCAAAUGCCUUCAAGUCAAUGUUAUUCCAAUCAGUCUUCUCAAAAUGCACAAGUUCAGCAAAGCAGUCAAGGACAAAAUCAGUUUCAAGAAGCAGCUGCUCAUACUAAUUUAACAACUAACAAUGCCUGGCAAGUGCAAAAUGUGCAGCAACAGAGUAUUACCACUGCAUCUGAGUCUCAGCUGCCUGCUCUACCUAUUGUUUCGCAGACUUCUCAGUAUGUAAUACAAAGUGAUGGGCAGUAUGGGCCUGUUCAGAAUAAUCAUAUGUGGCAAUAUUAUUACUACCAGCAACAGCAGUUUCUUCUACAACAACAACAACUGCAACUGCAACAGCAGCAGCAACAUCCCCAGCAACAGCAGUAUCAGCAGCAACUGCAACAACAUUACCAUCAACUGCAACAAAAUCCCUUUCAGCAGCAGCAGCAGUUGCAACAGCUUCAGCAACAACAGUUACAAUACAAUCAGCAGCAGCAGCUUUCACUGCAACAACCUUAUCAGCAGCAACAACAGCAACUGCUGUACCCACAACAGCCUCUACAACAUCAAGAGCAGCAGCCAUUGCAACAACAAGAAGAGGUAGAACAGAGAGAACACCAGCAACAGAAUACUCCAUCAGAGAUUCAGACAUAGAAUGUUAAAUCUUACUGACAGGAUGUUACUAGAAGCUGAUUUUGUGACUAAUUACUUGGGAAUUUUUUUUUGGAAGGAUUACUUAUUUACUUCAUUGUGGAUGGUAAUAGGCAAUAAACACUAGAAUUACAGGGCAAUAUCCAGAUUGGAUCCCCUUUGCUUGGCGGGUUGUGGUAGCCAGAUGCAAAGCUAAAAUGGGGAAAAGAAAAAAAUUGUGUGCCAAUGAUAUAGUGUACAGUCAUCAUAAGACUGAAGAUCACUGAAAAUGCAGUUGCCAUUUGAUGUUAUUUUAAGACUAUUAAAUUGCGAGAAAGCAGCAGUUAGCCAAAACACUUCAUUAGACCCAAA
Quercus robur (English oak) is the source of this 3842-nucleotide messenger RNA. RefSeq names its product pre-mRNA-processing factor 39-2. The transcript has 11 exons. Gene Ontology annotation, molecular function: protein binding. Bases 150 to 3494 code for a protein of 1114 amino acids. Gene Ontology annotation, cellular component: commitment complex; U2-type prespliceosome; U1 snRNP. The record is from RefSeq and is a predicted model, not a curated record. NCBI's taxonomy places the organism in Eukaryota, Viridiplantae, Streptophyta, Magnoliopsida, Fagales, Fagaceae. Gene Ontology annotation, biological process: mRNA 5'-splice site recognition; RNA processing.